Messenger RNA from Medicago truncatula (barrel medic), 1921 nucleotides. Its product is annotated as sugar transporter ERD6-like 6. Gene Ontology annotation, molecular function: sugar transmembrane transporter activity. NCBI's taxonomy places the organism in Eukaryota, Viridiplantae, Streptophyta, Magnoliopsida, Fabales, Fabaceae. The transcript has 18 exons. Gene Ontology annotation, cellular component: membrane. Bases 181 to 1650 code for a protein of 489 amino acids. Gene Ontology annotation, biological process: carbohydrate transport; transmembrane transport. The record is from RefSeq and is a predicted model, not a curated record.
UAUACGUAGUGUUUGUCCAAGACUGACAAAUCUGCCAAACUUUGUCUUGUCUGCUAGCUUAUUAUCCAAUAUGAAUUAUGGAAUCUCAUUGUCUUUUGUCUCAACAAACAUCACAAGUAACAAGGGAUAGAGACACCUACCUCUCUUGUUGAACUUUGAAGUUUUGUUUCUGAAGCUGCAAUGAGCUUGAUCAGAGAAGAUUAUGAAGAUGGAAACAACCUUAAGAAACCAUUUCUUAACACUGGUAGCUGGUACAGAAUGGGAUCAAAACAAACUAAUAUCUUAAAUUCUUCAACUCAAUAUGUCAUGCGAGAUUCUUCUGUUUCUGUCCUCCUUUGUGUCCUCAUUGUUGCAUUGGGUCCUCUUCAAUUCGGCUUCACGUGUGGCUAUACUUCUCCAACGCAAGAGAGUAUAAUCAGUGAUCUAAACCUCUCACUUUCAGAGUUUUCUCUAUUUGGAUCUUUAUCCAAUGUUGGAGCCAUGGUGGGAGCCAUUGCUAGUGGUCAAAUGGCAGAAUACAUCGGACGCAAAGGGUCAUUGAUUAUUGCUGCGAUCCCCAAUAUAAUAGGAUGGUUGGCCAUCUCUUUUGCCCAAGACUCGUCGUUUUUGUUUAUGGGGAGGUUUUUAGAAGGUUUUGGCGUCGGGAUAAUCUCUUAUGUGGUGCCUGUUUAUAUAGCUGAAGUUUCACCUCAAAACAUGAGAGGUACCCUUGGAUCAGUGAACCAGCUAUCUGUCACAAUUGGAAUAUUGCUAGCUUAUUUGUUGGGCCUUUUUGUCAAUUGGAGAAUACUAGCAGUUCUAGGAAUUUUACCAUGUACAAUAUUAAUACCUGGAUUAUUUUUCAUACCAGAAUCACCAAGAUGGUUGGCCAAGAUGAGAAUGACAGAAGAGUUUGAGACUUCUUUGCAAGUGCUACGAGGAUUUGAUACUGAUAUAUCUCUUGAAGUACAUGAAAUUAAGAAAUCUGUGGAAUCAAUGGGAAAAGGUGUUACAAUCCAGUUUGCAGAUCUUAAGAUGAAAAAAUAUUGGUUUCCUUUAAUGGUAGGGAUUGGAUUACUUGUACUUCAGCAAUUGAGUGGAACCAAUGGAGUUUUGUUUUAUUCAAGUACAAUCUUUCUAAAUGCAGGAGUGUCAUCAAGUAAUGCUGCUACAGUUGGACUUGGGAUUAUUCAGGUCAUAGUUACUGGAAUCACUACUUGGUUGGUGGACAAAAGUGGAAGAAGGCUACUUCUAAUAAUAUCCUCAUCAAUAAUGACAGGAAGCCUUUUUCUUGUCUCAAUAGCAUUCUAUUUUGAGGGAGUUACAGAGAAGGAUUCUCCUCUAUACAGCUUUUUGGGAAUACUUUCUGUUGUUGGGCUUGUGGCUAUGGUGAUUGGCUACUCUCUUGGACUUGGACCAAUCCCUUGGCUUAUAAUGUCUGAGAUACUUCCUGUGAAUAUAAAGGGACUUGCUGGCAGCAUAGCUACCUUGACAAAUUGGCUAACUUCAUGGAUAAUCACAAUGACUGCAAACUUGCUUUUGACUUGGAGUAGUGGAGGAACAUUCUUAAUCUACACUGUGAUGGCUGCGUUUACCGUUGUUUUCGCGGCAAUUUGGGUCCCCGAGACAAAAGGAAGAACAUUGGAAGAAAUUCAAUUCUCCUUUAGAUAGAUAUUUAAGGAAAGCAUGUGUGUUCGCCUAUCUUAGUUUCAAUCAAAAUGUUGUUAAAAUCACAAAAUUCCAUCUUGGACAACCUUAGUCCAACAUAACAUGCCUUGUUGAAAUUUGCUUAACAUAUCAUAAGAACCUUAGUGCUCAAUUGCACUCUCUAAAAUAACUUAUUAAAUAAUAUUUACUUACCAAACACAACCUUAACAUAUUCAUAGAUGUGAAUUGGAUAAAUUGUUUUCAUGAAGUGUAAUGGAAGAAAGAAACUUCUUUA